Molecule: messenger RNA, 1479 nt
Organism: Talaromyces proteolyticus
Lineage: Eukaryota; Fungi; Ascomycota; Eurotiomycetes; Eurotiales; Trichocomaceae
Product: putative vacuolar targeting protein Atg24
Exons: 2
Coding region: 1-1479 (492 amino acids)
Biological process (GO): autophagy; cytoplasm to vacuole targeting by the Cvt pathway
Cellular component (GO): phagophore assembly site
Molecular function (GO): phosphatidylinositol binding
Source: RefSeq, a predicted model, not a curated record
AUGGAUGUUCACGAUGAUUUCGAUAACGUUUCCUGGAGGAAUGAUACGCACAGCGAGGGUUCACGGCCAACGACUCCGGGCACUGAUUCCGAAGAGCCCGGUUAUCCAUCUCGCGAUGUCAACGGGAAGCGCAGGAUGAGCACAGCCGAAGAAGAACCCCAAGCAGGACCAUUGGCCGAUCCCGUUGACCUGGCUGGCAUCGGAGAUGGUGUCUUGGAGUGCUCGGUCGACUCGCCGCUGAAAGAGAACGAUGGCACUAAAGAUGCAUAUAUUUCAUACCUUGUGACUACUCAUACAGAUUUCAGGACAUUUCAAAAAUCAGAUUUCACUGUUCGCCGCCGCUUUCGCGAUUUCUUUUUCCUCUAUAAGACACUCUACCGAGAAUAUCCUGCGUGUGCCGUUCCUCCGUUACCGGACAAACACAAGGUCGAGAGUUAUGUGACCGGAGAUCGGUUCGGCCCUGACUUUACGCAGCGUCGCUCGUGGUCGCUUCAUAGGUUUAUCAAGCGCAUAACACUGCACCCCGUGCUCCGGAGAGCGCCUUUGCUGGCGAUUUUCCUCGAGUCCCCGGAUUGGAAUGCUCAUAUGCGUUUACAUGGCGGACGUGGUUCCACUGGGGGAACCGAGACGUCAAGUGGUAUUUUUGACAACUUCACAGACACAUUUGUCAAUGCAUUCACAAAAGUGCACAAACCCGAUCGCAGGUUCAUCGAAGUGCGAGAAAAAGCAGACAAAUUAGACGAAGAUCUCAAUCAUGUAGAGAAGAUCGUUGCCCGAGUCGCCCGUCGUGAGACAGAUCUUGAGUCUGACUAUGCCGAUUUAGCUACUCAGUUUCGAAAGCUGGUUCCUUUGGAGCCAGAUGUGGAGAUGCCACUCCAAGUCUUUGCGGCUUCUGUGGAUGAGACAUCACGGGGAGUGAAAGAACUUAAAGAUCAUACGGACCAGAACUACCUCGGCUCGCUGCGGGAUAUGGAGGCGUAUAUUCUUUCGGUAAAACAAUUGCUGAAAACGCGGGAGCAAAAACAACUCGAUUUCGAAGCACUCGUGGAAUACCGCAACAAAGCGGUUUCCGACCGAGACUCCCUAGUCAACAACCCAUCGUCAUAUUAUGCGUCCAAUCCUCUCACCUCGUCUCCGGCAUCGUUCAUUCGAUCCAAAAUGGAGGAUAUGCGGGGCGUUGAUCAUGAGCAAUCUCGACGUGAGCGCGUCCGAAAACUCGAACUUCGCAUUGAUGAGUUGACGCGCGAGGUUGACUCUGCAAAGACUACAUCUGAAAUGUUUGAUGAAGAAGUAGUCCGCGAGGUCGCUGAUUUCGAUCGUAUCAAAGCGGUCGAAUUCCGAGAUACAAUGGGAGCGCUUGCUGAGAAUCAUAUUGAGUUUUAUCAAGGUGUGAUCAACACUUGGGAACGAUUUAUAUCUGAAAUGGAUGGCGAACUGGGUGACGAUGAACCUCGAGGCCGAAGUGAUAUCGUGUCAUGA